Messenger RNA from Monopterus albus (swamp eel), 2107 nucleotides. It is a transcript of the gene smpdl3b, whose product is annotated as sphingomyelin phosphodiesterase acid like 3B. Bases 515 to 1894 code for a protein of 459 amino acids. Gene Ontology annotation, molecular function: sphingomyelin phosphodiesterase activity. The transcript is spliced from 9 exons. NCBI's taxonomy places the organism in Eukaryota, Metazoa, Chordata, Actinopteri, Synbranchiformes, Synbranchidae. The record is from RefSeq and is a predicted model, not a curated record. Gene Ontology annotation, biological process: sphingomyelin catabolic process.
ACGGCUCUUGUCACUAUGAUUGGCAAGCUAAACCUUCAGCUAUAGCUCUAACCAUGGCUUACCGUCUAUUCAUCCAAAAUUCGGGUUAAAAUGCAUCUUGUUAAGGUGGUAAUGUCACACAGCCUUCGAUAAAGGUCUGCCUGAAAGACACAGUUUGGGGCAAAAUAGCUAUGAAAAUAAAGUAGGACGGCAUGUGCUGCCUUUCGACGUGCCGGAAAGUUUAUGCAUAUAUUGACAAUCCACGCAAGUGAUAUAGUAAAUAUUUAUAAAAGAAUGUCCUCAAGCUUUAACAAUUUUGGAAUUCCUUAUAGUUAAUUUUUUAAACGUUCUUAUGCUGGAUCCAAACUUUAUUAUUGUCGAAAUGAACUGUAAGGAGAUAUUUGCUGCCUGUAACAGUUUCAAAGAAAUAACUUCUGUACAGUUUACAUCGUCUAAAUUUAACCUCCAUAGAGGCAUCUAGAUACGCAGACUGACGACUAUCUUUAGCCCCAGCACCCAAGCACCAGGAAUAGUAAUGAGCGAGUUCAACAUGUCUGCAGUAAGGCUGAUCCUAUCAUGUCUCUUUUUCAGAGGGCUUCUUGCGCUGUCAGGAAACUUCUGGCACAUCACUGAUCUGCACUUGGACCCAAAAUACAAACUAACUGAGAAACCUGAACUGGUGUGUCCAUCAAGUGGUCAACGACCUGCAGCAAAUGCGGGGAAAUUUGGAGACUAUGCUUGUGACUCGCCAUGGGACCUUAUCAACUCCUCUGUGUAUGCCAUGAGGGAAAUUCUACCAAACCCAGACUUUAUUAUAUGGACAGGAGAUGACACACCACAUGUACCCAAUGAGGAUCUGGGGGUAGAAGCAGUGCUCCAGAUUAUGAGAAACCUCACUCACACCAUAAAACAAGUCUUCCCAAAAACUAAAGUGUACCCUGCUCUGGGUAACCAUGAUUACCACCCUAAGAGCCAGCUUCCUGCAGGCCCAAACUACAUCUAUAACCAAACUGCAGAAAUGUGGCAGGACUGGUUGGAUCCAAAGUCCCAAGCAACAUUUAAAAAAGGUGGAUAUUACACAGAAAAGCUGCUAAAUCGAACAGGUUAUAGGAUGCUGGUCCUGAACACUAACCUCUACUAUGACCAGAACAAGUUGACCCUGGACAUGGACGACCCAGCAGGCCAGUUCAGCUGGGCAGAUGGGGUUCUUAAAGAUGCAGCCACCAACAAAGAGAAGGUGUACAUCAUUGGCCAUGUUCCCCCUGGUUUCUUUGAGAAGAAGAGAAGUAAAAGUUGGUUUACCCCAAAGUUUAACCAGAAAUACUUGGAUUUAAUUCAGAAGCAUCAUUCUGUCAUACUCGGGCAGUUUUUUGGGCAUCACCAUACGGACAGUUUCCGCAUGUUCUACAACUCAGAGGGCUCUCCUAUCAGUACGAUGUUCCUUUGCCCUGGGGUCACACCAUGGAAAACAACAUUGCCUGGAGUGGUGAAUGGAGGAAACAACCCUGGGAUCCGUAUCUGUGAAUAUGACACCCAAACACUUCUGGUCAAAGAUGUGGUGACCUAUUACCUAAAUCUAACUCGUGCUAAUGUGGCUGGUGGACGCUGGGAGAAGGAGUACCGCCUCACAGAGAGCUUCAGAGUACCAGAUGCCUCCCCCACCUCCAUGCACCAGGCUCUGGAAAGCAUUGCUAAUAACCACUGCCACCUACAGAAGUAUUACGAGAUCAACUCUGUCAGCUAUGACCUGACAGCGUGUGACAGUGAGUGCCGUGUUGACCACAUUUGUGCAACCAGAGAAGUAGACUUCAACAAGUAUGAAGACUGUUUGCAAAAAGAAGGGGCAGCUACCAUAUCUGGAGGGUUGCUGCCAGUCCUCUCUGUGGCUAUAGGUCUGCUGUUAGCAGGUCUGUAAUGAUCUAUAGACCAGAUUAUUUUUUUAAAUGUAUUACUGAAGCUUCAGGAAGUCAUUAGGAAAAACAAAAUUUAAGAUAAAGAGUUUUGUAUUUUGUGGUUAUGUAAAUAUUACUUUUAAAAGAAACCUACAUUAUAUGACAUUUAACAUUACCUGAGUCAGGCACUAUAUGUUAUUAAGCAGAGAAAAAAAACAAUCUUUUGGCUUCCAGUC